This is a messenger RNA of Cuscuta campestris, 2840 nucleotides long. NCBI's taxonomy places the organism in Eukaryota, Viridiplantae, Streptophyta, Magnoliopsida, Solanales, Convolvulaceae. The record is from the annotation of a GenBank genome assembly.
AGUCACUUUUCCAGAUUAUUCACAAAUUUUUUUGUUCUUAUUUAUUUUCUGUAGUCUUGAAUGGUGGUCAUUUGAGCUAAUUGUGUUACUGUCUGGUCUACUACCGAAUCCACAGCUAGAAACCUCAGUUCUAUCUGUAUGGUGUUGCUAGGAGAUGCGGGUGGCAGCACAUAGGAGCAUAUGUCAAUCUUGCUUCCUUUUAUCUGUAUGGAAUUCCCAUUGCUGCAUCACUGGCCUUCUGGUUUAACUUCAGAGGGAAGGGUCUUUGGAUUGGAGUCCUCUGUGGUGCCUCUCUGCAAUCAUUUUUGCUCUCUAUAAUCACAAGUUGCACUCAUUGGAAUAACCAGGCUGCAGCCAAGGCGGGACGGAGAGUUCUUGAGUAAAAAUAUUCUCAAGUGAAUGAGAACUCAAACAAAUGACUGUCUUUGAGGGGGUGUAUGCCCUUAUGAUUUCUAUAGACAUUACCACCUUCUAUCUCUGUGGAAUUCCCAUUGCUGCAUCUCUGGCCUUCUGGUUUAACUUGAGAGGGAAGGGUCUUUGGAUUGGAGUCCUCUGUGGUGCCUCUCUGCAACCUUUUUUGCUCUCUAUAAUCACAAGUUGCACUCAUUGGGAAAUCAAGAUUGCCAUUCCAUCUGCUAUCAUGAUUUGGUAAUCCUCAAUGCCGCACCAUUAUGGACCCUUGGUUUGAGCACCUUAACUCUUCAAAACCAAUCUUUCGAGCCUUUUAUCUUUUAUCUGGCAGAGUAAAUGCUUAAUUGUCUUUCCCCCCCCCCAAACCCCCGUACUGUGUUAAUGGUUUUGCUGUGCAACCCACAUUUUUGGUCACUUUUUCAGCAAGGGAUGGCUUUGUUUCAUAUUGGAAAUGCUGAAAUCUCUCCAAUAUUGUUAUUGUUGAUUAUUUCCAACUGAUGUAUAUAAGACAUUUGGUACAUGUGCUUGUUCAACAACCAUAACUGAUAGCCGUACAAUUAGGCUUGGAUGGAAGAGUUUGUAAUGGAUCACCACGAUAAUAAUGUAUACUCACCCUAAGUUACUGAUUAUUCAGCUUGGCUAAGAAGAUAAUCUCUAUAUUCCUUAGGGUGGUUCGUUUGGAACUUGGAAAAGGCUAGGGAAAGAAAAUAGGGAGGAAAAUAUGGAAGGAGAAAAAAAAUUAAACUCAAAAUUAAGAUAUUUGGCUAUUUAUAUACUUCUACUAUAUGAAGAUUAACAAAAUAAAGAAUGUGUGAAACAUGUAAAAGUUUUAAGUAAAUGUGAAUUGUCUUUCUGCAUUCCAAGGUAAGUCCACCACUGAAAUUCUAAAAAAAAAAAAUUCCACCUGUCUUUUUCAUUUGGUCUACUAUUUUUUUAUUUCCAACCUAGCAUUACACUCUAUUAGUUUUCCCUGCACUGUCAUUAGGAUUACAUGAUGCGUUUUGCUGAAUUAGGGCUACUUUUUAGACAUCUGCUUUGGAACCUGUGCAAUUACUUGCUUCAUUUUCUGGUAUUCUUCUGUGUAGAUGCUGUUGAGAGGUUCCAUAUUUCGGCAUUUCUCCUGUUUGUUUUAGCUCAAAAUAUACUGGAGGCGGAAGGACCUUGGCUUCAAAGUUUCAUUUAUGUGACUCUCUAUCUCUCUCACCCCUUCCCCCUUUUGAGUGCAGAAUGCCCUUGUUGUGUACAUAUGUGAAAUGAUGAUUGAUAUAAUUAAACAUUCUUUUGUUGGCAAAUUCAACAACAUCAAGCCCAUGGCAUUUUCAGAAUUUCUUGAGGAUCUUUGCAAGCAGACAUGGAACCAGCCUGAGAGUGCAAAGAAUAACCUGGUUUUCAUUCCUCUAGCGCCAGCUUGCGUGGUAAUUCGAGUGCUGCGUCCAGUUUAUGCAGCUCAUCUUCCGUACAGUCCCCUCUCUUGGCGGGUAUUUUGGAUUCUCCUCUUGUCGGCAUUGACCUUUGUCAUGCUAGCCAGCCUCAAGAUAUUGGUCGGAAUGGGGUUGAAGAAACACGCGGGUUGGUAUAUAAAGAGGUGCCAGAGAAGGAAAAAACUCCACAGUGACUGAAGAAAGAUAAUUUCUCACUGUUACAUGGAAAAAUCACUCUUAAGACGAGAAAUGCCUCUUCGUGUGCCUAACCAUACAUGUGAUGAAAGCUUUCGGGAAGUUUUUCUUGCAAACCCAAUGGCAAAAGGUUCUUAUAUUGCUUCAAAUUUUGCGUUCGGGGCGAAAUCCAACCGUGACUUGUGAAUACACACACGCGCGCCGACACGCAAAUGAGUCGUAUAGAGAAUGCUUCGAAUGGAUUGGGAAACAUUUUUGUGUGGCAAGUUAUAGUGCAAUGUGAACAGGUUUACACAGAUACUAUGAGAGACUUCUUCAGUUUCAACUUAUUCCUAGGGAGUAAAGAUGAUGUUUAACUUUUUUUUAAAGGAGGGAAUAUAUUCUAAACAAUGUUAGAGAUAUAUUUAGAUCUAAACUUGUUCAAUUUUGGAUAUUUUAAAUGUAGAGGUACUUUUAUAACCCUUUGCAUGAUUCAAAAAUGCAUAUUCCUCAUGAUUUGGGAACACGUGGAAGCAAAUGGGAGAUUCACCGGUGUCUUGAAAGUUGAAACCACGAACAUGAAGAAUAAUAUAUGGAUCGGAUCCUUUGCGACUGGCGACUGGCUACGAAAGGGGCGACUAACGGCGAUUGGCGAAUCAUUCCGGGAUUUUGGUCUAGAUUUCUAGGUAUUAUGAUUUUUUACCUUUGUCAAUUGUGAUCUAAUGAAUUAUAUAAAUCUAAAAAUUAGGUUUAUGUGAUUAUGUCAUUAUGUGUGAUUUUUUUGUGUUUUGAUUUAACUUUUUAUUUUCUAUGAAAUGAAAUUGUUUAAUUUCU